Messenger RNA from Ictalurus punctatus (channel catfish), 3448 nucleotides. RefSeq names its product zinc finger, DBF-type containing 2 (gene zdbf2). The coding region runs from base 455 to 3070 and encodes 871 amino acids. The record is from RefSeq and is a predicted model, not a curated record. NCBI's taxonomy places the organism in Eukaryota, Metazoa, Chordata, Actinopteri, Siluriformes, Ictaluridae. Gene Ontology annotation, molecular function: zinc ion binding; nucleic acid binding. The transcript has 7 exons.
CACACACAGUGAAGGGAGGGAUUUUCUUGACUGAUGUUUAUGGCGAAAUGGUGGUACCCCUAUUAUUUAAUGGGGUAAAUAGAAACUGACUGAUUACUCAGGCCUCCUCUGCCAUGGAAUAAAAAUGGAAUGUUUUAAGGAUGUGGUAACAGGCCCGGAAAUCUCAUUUUCAUGGCAAACAUUUGACUCGAGUAAAAGUUUUUUUUUUUGUUUUUUUUUUUUCGUUGUUAAAUCCUGUGAGGACCAAGGCGGGUUCCCGCGCUUUCUAUUGACGUCACGCCCCGGAAAGAGCUGCGCCAAAUACGGAUGCCGAUGGGAUCUGAAAGUAGCAUUUUCAAUCAGAUGCGAGCUUUAAAUGAUCUCAGUGUUAUCUGGUAUCUUUGACGUGUUUUUCUGCAGUUAUGUGAUUUGAAAUCCCUGUGAAGUUCCCCACCUCUCCUCCUGAGACAGUAAUAUGCCUCUGGAGGAGGGACCCACACCCACUGCUGGAAAUGCAGAUAGGGAGCAAACCAACAUGGCCAGCAGGCCCAGCAGCUUGGAACAGCCUGUCGCUGGUCCCUCAAACCCUUCACAGCGACAGGGCUUCUGCAGCUACUGUCAGGUCGUGUAUAACAGCAUAGAGCAGCACAUCCAGAGCACCCGGCACAGAGAAGUGGUGGUACGAGCAGCGAGGACAAAUGUGUCCUCUGGAAGCCUGCUGGAGAGAUUCCUCCAGGACGUGCUUCAUCACCAUCCUCAUGGCUACAACGACACACGUCCUUCCCAUGCUGACUUACCUUGCCUGAGUACGUUACCGGUUCCAAGAGAAGUAUUAUCAGAAUUGUACUGUAGAUCAGAGGACAACGGGCUCUCUGUUGGGACCAGAGAGGAAAUGCUCAGCUCUGAUGAAGAAUCCUGUCAGAUGGUGAAAGUUGAACCCACCACCACAUGUAGUAUGAGUCAAGAACAAGCAAGCACUUCUGUAGCUAUGCCAUUGGGUAUUGCGAUAGAAACAAGUGCACAAACCAGCCUUAAAACAGUAAAAAUGAAAGUUGAACCCCCAUUCCCUGAAAGGUAUUCCCCCACACAGGGGUUCUUACAUAGGACUAGUAGCGAAUCUGGUAUAGACAAACAACACACCUCAAAACUGUUGCCACACACAGUAACUUCACAAAUCCAACAGACUUGUAGCUCACAGACUCCUGGAUCCCAGAAGUUCCAGCACAGGAAAGCACACAGAAAAACAAAUAGACAUCGAGAAGACAAUGAUUCAAGCCCAGGCACCCCUGCAUCACCAGUCACAAAGUGCAUUACCUCAAAAGCCCAGCAUGGGCACUUGCAGCUAGCUAGGACUGCAGUGCUACCACCCUGGAAGGGGCCACACAGGGAACGGGCAUCCAGCGAAAAGUCAGACCAAAUACGUGAGGUAAUCGAAGAGGUUAUCGAGCGGCACUGCUAUGGUCGUAGUCCUAAACCCAACCAGGAGGACGAAAGUGUUUUCCACCUGAGCUUGCAGUCCACUGAGUCUAAAGACAGUGAUGAAUGGGACAACACCUUUCAGGCAGCUUUGCAAAAAACCACAACCGAGGAUAAACGUCUCGCAUGCCUUACGCAGGUACAUAUAAACCUUGAGGACCAAGGGUACAAAGCCCAGCUGGACACAGCUCUGAAUACUGUGUUGGAAAGUGAGAAGAUGGAGCCUGGGGAAGCUAAAGAGAACGAGGCUGACGAGAUCAUUCCAGAUCUUCCUCACAUACCACCAUCUUUUGUGGGAAAGACGUGGGCACAAGUAAGGUAUGAGGAUGACUUGAAGAUAGAAUGCCUGGUGAGAGAGUUCCGACAGGGCCGCUUUCGUUGCUAUUUUGACAGUGAGUCGUUGGCUAAUUUUGGGAAGCACCACAGGAAAGAUAAAAAGAGGCGGAAUCAAGAGGAAAACCUGGCUGAUUUUGAUCGUAAAGAUGUUUUGCCUCUUAUUGAGCAUCAUGAGGAGGACUCAAAACACCUACCUGUGUUUAGGAAGACUAGGCAUCGAAUAUACCGCAUGGCAUCACGCUGUCAAGUGGUGAAGGUGAGCCACGGAACGCAAACUGCACCCUUGAACUGCCCUGUAGUGCGAAGGAAAACGUUACCAGAAACUGCCACCUUGCUCAGUAUCUGUGAGACUCAGAAGGACCCGAGUCCUGAGAGGACACCAGACAUGAAAACAAGAAUGUGUGCACUCAAGCUCCCUGCAUCUUAUUGUAAGAUUAUGAGUCCUCUACAGCCUAAAACUGUGGUUUACGUUCUUUCCUCCCCAGAUGGUGGACAGGGUUCCUUUAAGCCCACUCCAGCUAAAAGAGUGGGUAGAAAGCGGAAAUCAAGUGAUGAGGAAUGUACGCUUAAAUACAAAUACAAAAAGACUCCUCUCAAGUAUUAUGACCCCCUGACCAACAGAAUACUUAAGACUCCACCUAGAGGGAUGCCCUCAACCCCUACUACAAAGUCUUUCUCCCAUGUUAGACAGUUAUUCCGUAGCCUCAGUCCAGACAUCAACAAGGAACUCCACGGUCCAGCGCAGGGACGAUCACCUCGAGGCUCUAGAAAGGGUCGGGGUGAGAGUAGUAUGGCAGACCUUUGCGCUUCUACCUCUGGCUCUUGGUUGGACAGUGGGGGCCCCUCUGAGCCCGGCUCUUCUGUUUCCAGCAGGAAGGGCCUGUUCAGCCGAUCCUCCAUCUCCAGCAGCAGCUGUUUCCUCCUUGGACAGAUAAGGUCCUCUGCAUCCCACACAGGCAGCUCCUCGAGAGCAAAACCUCCUUCCCAUACAGACGGUUCUCUUAAGGUUCCAGGGACUAAGCCAAAAGCUGACCACGCACAGGCAACUAUGGACCAACCAGCAAGCAGACGCCGCAAAGCGGGGCAGAGAGUUGCAAAAAAAGCUCUGACUCCUGCAAAGAAACCAUCCUCACCUCCUUACAGGACCAAGCGGAAGUCAGCCAAAGCCAGGGCAAGGUCUAGGACUGUUCUCCAGCGUAAGGUCAACACCUGUAAUGCUUCAGGAUGCAGAAUGUCCACCCGGAACAAAAACUCGACCAGGGCUUCACCCAGAUCAUAAACAUCUCGCCCCCUCACUGUAUCCACUGGAUUCACAACUUAGCAGCGUACCCCAUCGGGUUCGGUGCCAUUAAGCUGUUAAAUUAAAAGCCAGCAUUUUAGCUUAACCUCUUUUAUAUGCGCGAUGAAGAGACGUGUAGGCAAAGAGCAAAAUUCGUUCUCUAUCGAUUAUUAUAUAAUUUUGCACAGCUGGAUUUUUAGGUGGAAUUCAUGUUGUCUGUAUUUCUUGUUUUCUAGUCAAAUCAAUCUUCUUCUUCUUCUUUUUUUUUUUUUUUUAAUGGUCAAAGGGAAUAUUUUAAAAAGUUUUUUAAUGAAUAUUUUUGUCCAGCGGUUAAAUAUUUAAUAAUGAUUGCACAUUAAAGUUUAUUAUAUAAAUAUA